Messenger RNA from Cygnus olor (mute swan), 2169 nucleotides. It is a transcript of the gene RXFP2, whose product is annotated as relaxin family peptide receptor 2. Lineage: Eukaryota; Metazoa; Chordata; Aves; Anseriformes; Anatidae. The transcript has 17 exons. The record is from RefSeq and is a predicted model, not a curated record. Gene Ontology annotation, molecular function: protein binding; G protein-coupled receptor activity. Gene Ontology annotation, cellular component: membrane. Gene Ontology annotation, biological process: G protein-coupled receptor signaling pathway. Bases 1 to 2169 code for a protein of 722 amino acids.
AUGUCUUCCCAUAUUUUCUCAGAGUCCCGGCUGAUGGAAGGCGUUUCGGUUGAUGUGGUCUGCCAAAAGGGUUAUUUUCCAUGUGGAAAUCAUACAACGUGCCUCCCACGGGCAUUUCACUGUGAUGGCAUAAAUGACUGUGAGAAUGGUGCAGAUGAGGAGAACUGUGGAGAUAACAGUGGAUGGGCAAGUAUCUUUGAUAUGGUUCGUGGAAAGCCUAAUUAUCUGGACUUAUCAAAAGAAUGCUGUCUCCACCAAUACCCAGAAGGCUGCAGCUGCAUGGAAACAGAACUGGAAUGUGCUGCAGUUAAUCUGAAAUCUGUCCCAUUUGUUUCAAGUAAUGUAACCCUCCUGUCACUCGCACACAACCAGAUCCAUUCUCUUCCAGAUGAAGUUUUCAGCAACUAUACAGAGGUGAAGAAAAUAUUUCUACAAAACAAUUGCAUCCAGACAAUAUCGAGGAAAGCAUUCUUUGGACUAUACAAACUUCAGAAAUUGUAUCUCAGCCAUAACUGCAUCACCAGCUUGAAACCUGGGGUAUUCAGAGAUCUACACAAAUUGAAAUGGCUAAUUCUGGAUUAUAACCCAAUAGCGAAAAUUUCACAGCAGUUAUUUACUGGCCUAAAGUCUUUGUUUUUCCUAUCAAUGAUAAACAAUUCACUUGAGACUCUUCCUAAGAAGAUCUGUAGUCAAAUGCCUCUUAUUAACUGGAUGGAUUUCAAAGGCAAUCGUAUUAAGACCUUAACUAAUACCACCUUCCUAGAAUGUGAUGCGCUCACGGUAUUGGUUCUUCAUGGAAAUCAACUUCACUUUGUGCCGGCAAACACCUUUUCCUCACUGAAAGAUUUGGGGGAAUUGGAUCUGUCCAGCAACAGGAUUACAGAAUUGCCACGUUAUAUUUUCAAAGACCUGAAGUAUUUACAAAAGCUGAAUCUGUCUUUCAAUCCACUUUCUCACCUCUCGGAGGAUCACUUUGAAAGUCUUCAGCAGCUUCAGUCAUUAGACCUGGAAAUGAUUGAGAUUCCAAAUGUAAAUGCAAGAAUGUUCCAGCAUAUGAAGAACCUCUCCCACAUCUACUUUAAAAAGUUUCACUACUGCUCCUAUGCACUCCAUGUGCGAAUAUGCACGCCGCUAACAGAUGGGAUUUCAUCCUUUGAAGAUCUCUUAGCUAACAAUGUUCUGCGAGUAUUUGUGUGGGUCAUAGCUUGUGUUACAUGCUUUGGAAAUCUUCUUGUUAUUGGAAUGAGAUCAUUUAUCAAAGCAGAAAAUGAGACACAUGCCAUGUCCAUCAAAAUUUUGUGUUGUGCUGAUUGUCUAAUGGGGGUGUAUUUGUUCUUCAUUGGAGUUUUUGAUGUUAAAUACCGUGGACAGUAUAAAAAAUAUGCUGUGCUGUGGAUGGAAAGUUUACCAUGUCAUAUCAUGGGGUUCAUCGCCAUGCUAUCUACAGAGGUCUCAGUCCUAUUAUUGACAUAUCUGUCCUUGGAAAAGUAUUUAGUGAUUGUCUUUCCCUUCAGUAAUAUCCGCCCUGGAAAGCAGAAGACAGUAGUGAUUCUUAUAUCCAUAUGGAUUGCUGGAUUUGUCAUAGCAAUAAUCCCAUUUUGGGAUGAGGACUUUUUUGGAAAUUAUUAUGGGAAAAAUGGAGUUUGUUUCCCACUGAAUUCUGAUCGAAUGGAAGAAAUUGGAGGCAACAGAUAUUCUCUUAGUAUUUUUCUUGGUGUGAACCUGCUUGCCUUCAUCAUCAUAGUAUUUUCCUAUGUCAGCAUGUUUUAUUCCAUUAAAAAAACUGCCCUUCAGACAUCAGAGAUGAGGAGUCACAUUCACAGAGAUGUCGCCAUCGCCAUUCGAUUUUUCUUUAUUGUAUUCACUGAUGCCAUCUGCUGGAUUCCUGUCUUUGUCAUUAAAAUCCUCUCCUUAUUCCAGGUGGAAAUUCUAGACACUGUCACUUCCUGGAUAGUGAUAUUUGUUCUGCCAAUAAACAGUGCCCUGAACCCCAUUCUCUAUACUCUCACAACUAGUUUCUUUAAGGAGAAGCUAAAGCAGUCGCUGUGCAGUCGUCGAAGGAGGGCAAUUUUCAGAAGCAAUGAAAAAGCCUUGGCCACUUCAGUCACAUGGACAGAUGAUUCCCUCGCCCAUAGCUCUUCAUUUAAGCUUGGACUUUUACAAAAAUAA